AUGGAGGAGAUGGAUGCUCCUGCUCGGUUUAAACAGCUUACCGGGGAUAGUGCCGCUGUUAUGCGGGUCUUGGAGAUGACCCAAGUGUUCUCUAAGAGGAACACAGUGUCCGCUGCUGCGCUAAAGAAAGUGGAGUCAGACAAGAAGGCUGCCGAGGACAAGCUGGCCAAGGCGGAGGCUGCCCGGGAGAGGGUGACGAAGAGGGUAGAGGAGGUGGUGAAGAAAAAGGAUGAGGAGUUGGAGGCGGAGAAAAAAAGGUCUGCCGAUCUUGAGGCGUCUUGGGUGCCGACGACGGAAGAGUUCGAGGAUGCAGCCGGAUUGAGGUCCAGAGCCGAGCUUGUUGAGAAGAUCGAUAAACUCAAGCUCGAUUGUGUUGAGAUGGUUGAAGCUGGGUUCAGCCGCGCAGUUGAGCAACUGAAACUUCUGAAUCCGGAGUUGAAGGUAGACAACAUCGGGCUCUCGUUGAGGAUCAUGGACGGACAAUUGGUGCCUGACUCUCCGGCCGAGGACGAAUGA
Molecule: messenger RNA, 516 nt
Organism: Vicia villosa (hairy vetch)
Lineage: Eukaryota; Viridiplantae; Streptophyta; Magnoliopsida; Fabales; Fabaceae
Exons: 1
Coding region: 1-516 (171 amino acids)
Source: RefSeq, a predicted model, not a curated record